GUACAUCUUCUUCUGGAACAUCCCGAUCGAAUGCAAAUGGUGCGCCCAGUUUAACUGCCUGCCAUUUUUGAACAUUCUCAUCGGCGACCAGCACUUUUGCGACAAUCAGGGGCUCGAGCUCGAGAAUAUACUGCCAAUU
Mesorhabditis spiculigera is the source of this 139-nucleotide messenger RNA. The record is from the annotation of a GenBank genome assembly. NCBI's taxonomy places the organism in Eukaryota, Metazoa, Nematoda, Chromadorea, Rhabditida, Rhabditidae.